This is a messenger RNA of Entelurus aequoreus (snake pipefish), 2826 nucleotides long. RefSeq names its product nudE neurodevelopment protein 1 (gene nde1). The record is from RefSeq and is a predicted model, not a curated record. The transcript has 9 exons. Lineage: Eukaryota; Metazoa; Chordata; Actinopteri; Syngnathiformes; Syngnathidae. Gene Ontology annotation, molecular function: microtubule binding. Bases 181 to 1203 code for a protein of 340 amino acids. Gene Ontology annotation, biological process: microtubule nucleation; vesicle transport along microtubule; establishment of mitotic spindle orientation. Gene Ontology annotation, cellular component: kinesin complex; centrosome; kinetochore.
CACAGUUAUUUGGAGUUUCAAGCUGUGGGCGAGCGAGCUCGAAUAAAGUUUCGUUCUAACCACGCAGUGUCGGAAAAGACGCCGAAUUAAACUUUUAACAGGACUAGAAUUAUUCACCUAAUGUGUUUAAAUAACUUUGCAGUGUGCAGUUUGUUCUCAUCACUGUAAGUACCCUGAGACAUGGUCGAGCCAACAAUACACAAGUUCACGUCUUUAGAGGAGGAGCUGGGCUUCUGGAAGGAGCAGUCAAGUAGACACCAGCAGAGGGCAGAUGAAUCUCAGGAGGAGCUGCAAGAGUUUCAGCAGAUGAGUAGAGACUAUGAAGCCGAGCUGGAAGCAGAGUUGAAACAGUGCGAGGCUCGGAACAAGGAGCUGCUGCAAAACAACAACCGACUCCGAGUGGAGCUGGAGAACAUCAAGGAGAAAUAUGAGAAUCAACACGCUGACACUUUUAAGCACAUCUCAACUCUUGAGGAAAAUCUAGCAGAGACUACAGCAGUCCGAGAUCACCUGCAGAAAUACAUCAGGGAGCUGGAACAGUCCAAUGAUGACCUGGAGAGGACCAAAAGGGCUACCAUCAUGUCCCUGGAGGACUUUGAGCAGAGGAUGAACCAUGUCAUUGAGAGGAAUGCUUUUCUUGAAAGUGAGCUGGAUGAGAAAGAGAACCUGCUUGAGUCGGUUCAGAGACUCAAAGAUGAAGCCAGAGAUCUUCGGCAGGAGCUGGCAGUACGUCAGAAAGAAAGGCGGCCAUCCAGCAGCCUGGGCAAAGAUUCUGAUCCUUCCAGUGGUAUCACUCCCAUGCCUGGUACCCCCUCCAAACCUCUCAGCUCCUUCACCACACCUCCUCCAUCCAGCAUCCGACGAGGUGACGGUCUAACAGGGACUCCUCUCACAACAUCUGCCAGGAUAUCUGCACUCAACAUAGUUGGGGAACUGCUGAGAAAAGUUGGGAAUCUGGAGUCCAAGCUGGCCUCGUGUCGAGACUUUGUGUAUGACACGUCGGUUAUCAGGCCUACACUGGCCGCCGCCCUUGGGAGCCCAUGUGGUCUAGAAGGAGGGGCUGGAGUGCAAGCUAGCAGCAUGAGUCCUCCCCCUCCUCAGUACGACAGUUUAGUGAAGCGGUUGGAAUUUGGACCGGCGCCCCCACGAGGAAUCUCCCAGGGGCCUCAGUCGCCACAGGGAGGAGUCAAGAUGCUGCUCUGAGGAACAUUUGCCUCCCUCCGUCCCCCCACGCCCCACCCAGCGUGCACCUCUUGGGAGCGCAGUGGUCACAUGAUGCACAACUGAGGGAAAAAAACACUUCCUUUGCUCCAUACAACACUUGACUGGCGGAAUCCUGCUGCCUCAGACUCGCUCUUAUCACAACGCUUUGCAAAAUGAGGUAUGUUUUUUUUUAAUCCCACAUGCACUCUCGCCAAAGUGUACUGGAGCAGGAGCAAAAGUCCAAAGCAGCAAGCAUGUUAGUCCCUGGAAUGGAAUAGUGACUCGUUUAGGGACCUUUAGGUCAGUGUUUAUUUUAUUUUUUUAACUUUUUACAUAACAGGACUCAUUCUGUUAUAUGAAUGGCAGCAAGAUCAAUUUAUGUCACUGCUGCCAUCUAGUGGAGGACUUUUUUUUUUUGUUCUGCUUCCUCACUGGUAUAGCUCGAUAAACAUUUGUAGGGCUGGUAAGGUAUUUUUGAACUGCGCUGAAAAAAAUGCAAGUUUUUAUGUAUUUGAUGUGGUUGAUUGUGAAAAAUGGUGCUGGUUGGUUUUAAGCCUCCGUUGCCUUCAUUUUUUUAUUUUCAGCUCUUUUAGUCGACUUCAGUUGACUGUUGAAUUUGUGAUUAUUCCACUCACGCUACUGAUACUGAAAGUCAUUGUUGUGAUUAGAGAUAACAUUGUGGAUCAGGUUAAAAAGACGCACCGUUUUGUUUUUCAGCACAUCAGGAAAGUAUUCACAGCACUUCACUUUCUCCACAAUUUGUUGUUAUUUUGAAAUGCAAUACCUUUUUGUCCUCAAAAUUCUACACACAAUACCCCACAAUGACAAACUGAAAACGUUCUUUUAGACCUUUCUGUGAAUUUAAUUCAAAUAACAAAACAUACAGUUUUGGACUCACCUUCUCAUUUCAAUGCGGUUUCUUUAUUUUCAUGAUUAUUGUAGAUUGUCACUGAAAGCAUCAAAACUAUGACACCUUUUGAAGUGAAAACCCUUUCUUGAAGCUCAUGGAGAGAAUGCCGAAAGUGUGCGAAAAAGUAAUCAGAGCAAAGGGUGGCUAUUUUGAAGAAACUGGAAUAUAAAACAUGUUUUCAGUUAUUUCACCUUUUUUUGUUAAGUACGUAACUCCACAUGUUCAUAGUUUUGAUGCCUUCAGUGACAAUCUACAAUGUAAAUAGUCGUGAAAAUACAUUGAAUGAGAAGGUGUGUCCAAACUUUUGGCCUGUACUGUAUAUAAGUAUUCACAGCCUUUGAAGCUCAAAAUUGAUGUAUUUAUUUUUUAUGUAUUUUAUGGGCAGUGUACGCAAUACGGUAUGUACAAGUAAUCGAUUGGUGCACCAAAUUAAACCAAUAGCUAAUUUCCACCUGUCGUCUUUACAACAGGGUUCUGUUCUAUUUUGUUAUCUUCUUUGGGACUUAAAGGCUGUAACAAAAAUAAAAACGCUGUGUAUAUUUUCCAGAUGCGCUGUAUUUUUUUUGUUAUAACAUUGCUGUUUUUCACCUUUUUAAGAGGUUAUGGCUGGGCAGUAAAAAUCCACAGCAAAUACCAUCCAUGCUGCUGUGUCCUCUUGGCUGUGUUUCUACCUGACUGACCGCCAUUCAAGCAUUAAAAGGAGAUAAGCACUU